AUGGGUGACCCAGGCAGGCAACCCUGGUGGAAUGUACCAGAUUACUUCCACAGCCCACUGGUGUUUUACAUGGACGAGGACCAGGAAGACUUCAUAUUUGGCCCUGAUGAUGAAUACCUUCGCACCCUGGAGGUCCACACCAACACCCUCAUUCAGCUGGAGAGAUGGAUCACACCCACAGACCAAACCCAAGUCACUGUGGUGGGACCAUUUACGGCAAGGCUGUGGGUGAUGAACCUGAUCAGGAAACUAGGGAGUGAGAACAGUGUUCAUCAGACUGAAGGAAAGAUGAUGCUACUCCACAUCCGGAGAUAUCCUCUGACAGAGCAAGACCUGCAGAUUUAUCUAGUAUCAGAGAGUGGUUUGGUUCCUACUGAAUGA
This is a messenger RNA of Apodemus sylvaticus (European woodmouse), 381 nucleotides long. Its product is annotated as KH homology domain-containing protein 1B-like. The transcript is spliced from 3 exons. The coding region runs from base 1 to 381 and encodes 126 amino acids. The record is from RefSeq and is a predicted model, not a curated record. Gene Ontology annotation, molecular function: RNA binding. NCBI's taxonomy places the organism in Eukaryota, Metazoa, Chordata, Mammalia, Rodentia, Muridae. Gene Ontology annotation, cellular component: cytoplasm.